This is a messenger RNA of Microplitis mediator, 7010 nucleotides long. RefSeq names its product protein phosphatase 1 regulatory subunit 12A (gene Mbs). The transcript has 22 exons. The coding region runs from base 1399 to 4527 and encodes 1042 amino acids. Gene Ontology annotation, cellular component: cytoplasm. Gene Ontology annotation, biological process: signal transduction. The record is from RefSeq and is a predicted model, not a curated record. Gene Ontology annotation, molecular function: enzyme inhibitor activity; phosphatase regulator activity; protein kinase binding. Lineage: Eukaryota; Metazoa; Arthropoda; Insecta; Hymenoptera; Braconidae.
AUAUGGUUAUCAGUUGAAAAUCAAAAUGGCAGAAACAUCUUUUUUAUGAUAAUGUAAUCAUUGACAAUAAGUCAAUAAUAAUAUGUUUUAUUGUAAUAAAUAAUAAUAGACCGUAAUGUGUAACAAACAGUAGGAGCAAUAAUAAUAGUAAUAAAUGAAAGAUAAUAAUUAAAAUUGAAUAAGAUGUAAAAAUGGCGCGUCCAAUGAGAAUUGAAGAUUGUGUUGAUUCUUCAUUAGUGUUAUAUUAGAGUAGUCACCAGUCACCAGUCAGAGCAAAAGCACCCGACCGAGCAGAGUAAUACUUAGCAGUAGUGUGUAGUUGUAUUGUAUUUGUACGUCGAUGUCGAUGUCGAGUGUGUGGAAGUGUAUGUAAUCUAUUGGGCAAAAAACUGGCUGGACUGUACACACAAGAGGAAAAAACGCCAAGAACGACUACGGCGACGAGCAAGAAGACGAGAGAAGAAGAUCCAGCGACAGCUUCGCUCCCUCGGGUUUGCUAUUCUCUUUAACUUGGUAGCUCUCCAUCACGGGAAAAAUAAAGUACUUGGAGGCUCGGAGCUGUUCGGAGUUGCUCUGAGCUGCUCGCCGUCGAGUCGAGUUUGUUGCCGAGGCUGAGAGUGAGAGAGAUACGGGUGGUGUGUCGGUUCGUUGGUUGGUACUGGUUCGAGUACGGACUACUAGGGUCCGUCGACCAAGAAUAGCCGUCAGCCAAGUAAGACGGCCUGCAAGGAAAAAUAAGAGAAGAGAGUGAGCCAGCCAGACAGACCAAGGCAGCACGUACUGUCUCUCACAUUUAAGUACUUAACUCACUACCUCUUAGUAAUAUUUAAUAUUUAACUUAAACUUAAAUAUCCUCAGAUCUAGUUACUGGUGUUGUUAAUUGUGAUCUAGGGAAGGAUAACGUUAAGAGCCCCUCCCACCGUCAUCAUCAUCAUCAUCAUCAUCGACGUCGUUAUCGGAAGUAUCAUCGCCGGAGUAUACUGAUUUUAUGAUAAAUAAUUACUGACCGGGAUGCACGGCUCGAAACAGCAAGAGAUCGAUGGCCGAGGAUUGCACCGAGUUACCGUAGAUCAUCUUGAGGUUUAGUGUUGUCUAGUGUGCUAAUUCUAAUAGCAAGUGGAAUUCGCGGGAUCACCAGUGUGUCGAGGUAUUGGAUAAGAAUUAGACGUAAUACGUAAUGGAAAUACGAGUUUGAUUGAAUGAUUGGUUGAUUGAUGGAUAAAAAUAAAGUUAAGUCCAGGUAGAGAGAUCGGGAGGAGUCUCACUGUCGUGUUAGUCUUCGGGUCAGUGGUGAUUGGUGUCUAGACGUGUUCAUUAAGACUAAUACGAGUUAAAAGGUUUUUAAAUAAAAGGAAUUAUAAUUAAUUGUAACAUAAAUUAUAAUUUGUAAUAAUAAUAAUGUCUCUGGAGACAAGAUCAAACUCGGCCCUGUUUAAGAGGGCCGAGCAGCUAAAACGUUGGGAACAAUCAGAGACCAAUAGAGAACCGGCCCAGCCAAGACAAAUCGCGCGAAAGAUCAAGUUCUCGGCCGAUUGCGUGUUCCUAGCAGCAUGUGCUGCUGGCGACAAGGAAGAGGUCGUAAGAUUAUUGCAAAAGGGGGCGGAUAUCAACACUGGCAAUGUCGAUGGCCUUACUGCGCUCCAUCAGGCAUGCAUCGACGACGACUUGGAUAUGGUUGAAUUUUUGGUUGAACAAGGAGCGGACAUCAACCGCGGUGACAAUGAAGGCUGGACUCCGCUGCACGCAACGGCAUCGUGUGGAUUCAUAUCAAUCGCCAAAUAUUUAAUUGAACAAGGAUGCAAUCUAGCAGCUGUAAAUAAUGACGGUGAACUUGCCCUUGACAUCGCGGAGAGCGACGAAAUGGAAGAUUUACUGCAGCAACAUAUCAAUAAAGCAGGUAUCGAUUGUGAUCAAGCGCGUAGCGAGGAGGAACGAUCGAUGCUGAGUGACGCAAAAGCUUGGAAAGCCGGGUCACCUGGCAAGGAUGCUGUACAUCCGCGAACUGGUGCUACGGCGCUCCAUGUAGCUGCUGCUAAGGGUUACAUCAAAGUUAUGAACAUUUUAUUGCAAGCAAGAUGUGAUGUAAACGCUCAGGAUUACGAUGGGUGGACGCCGUUACAUGGCGCUGCACACUGGGGUCAGCUAGAAGCGUGUAAACUUCUUGUUGAAAAUUAUUGUGAUAUGGAUAUUAAAAAUUUUGCUGGUCAGACCGCGUUUGAUGUGGCCGACACAGAUAUUCUCAAGGCCUUGGAGGAGUUGAAGAAGAAGCAACAGAUAAUUUUAAAAGAUCAUCCAUUAUUAAAUAAUCAAAAGCAACUGCCGAUACCAAAGAAACGAAUGUCACCUACAAUUGAGAACACAGUCGUCAAUGAGGGACUCGAGACCUUUGAAGAAGAAACUCCAAAUAAAGUAAUUAAAGUUGAAUUGGAAAUACAAUCGGAUAAAGACGACACGAGUGCUGACACGAAUAGUGACGUCGAAAGUGGAGAAGAGACUGAUAUUGAAGAUAGCGAUGAUGAAAAUGAUUCUGAGAGUAGCUCAGAUUCAGAAACAUCAUCUACGAGUAAUUAUUCUAAUCAGUCAGAUAAAUUUUUAGGUGUUACUGAUGAUGAAAAGAAAAAUAGAGCUAACAAAGAUGAUAGUGGAACACUUAGUCCAGUCACCGUUCCAGAGAUAAAUAAACUUCCAAAUCAGGCACCAAUUUUACCACCGAAACAACAGACUGAAAAUACUGAGGAGGGAACAAUACCAUCGUGGCGUCGUUCAGGUUCAUUUAGAAGUAGAAUACAAGAAAACGAGCCCACUAAUUCAGUGGCUUCAACUAAAGAAAAUGAAGACAAAGAAAAGUCAAUAAAAACGCCGCUUAUCUCAAAUAAAAUUAACCAGAAUACCGACUCAGAAGUUGUUUUACGUCGGACUCACAGCUUUGAGACAGACGAAAAGUUCUAUGAGCAGUAUCUGGCAUUGCGAGCUCGCAUCAAGGCAUCUUCCUGCCCUACACUCCAUCGCUGCAAUCCAGUUACUCCCACCCACACCAACACUACGACCGCGCGUUCUGCGUCUUUACGCGAAACUCACAGACGCAAAGAAGUGAAACUUAAUUUGGAAUUAUCGCGAGUACCGCAAGAGAGCAAUUCAUCUUCACCAACGUCACUGACAAAUAAAUUUUUGUCCUCGCCAGUAUUGCCGACAUCGACUACUGGUUCAACUCCAACAAGUUCUACCUCUACGGCCACUACGACAACAACUAGCCCUGUACCGGGAAAUCAAAUUCGCAGUGUACAAGUGGUGGAGGCGAGCUCUGCAAACGUAACUCCCUCACACAAUUCAACGACUACAACAUCAGCACCCACGACUCCUGCUGCUGGGAAACUCAGUCCAGGAAAUAUCUUCAAAAAUUUCUUCAAAUCAUUUGUACCACCUGUACGUGAUGAAGAGAGUGAAACACAGCGUAAAGCUCACGCGAAACGCGUGCGUGAGACACGACGUUCUACCCAGGGAGUUACUUUGGAUGAAAUUAAAAGUGCAGAGCAGUUGGUAAAGAAAAAACAGCAGCAAACAAAUGAUACACCAUCGUCUACACCCCAGCCAGCGGCUUCUCUUGGCCAAACAGCUUCAAUCAUAGCCACGAUAACAACAGCAACACCAACAACCGUGACAACAAAUAAAUUACCCGAAGAAACAAAUUUGCCCGAAAGACGGCCGUCUUGGAGACUGAGGGUAGACAAUGGAAGCAAGUUCCAGUUGGAAGAUGCUAAUAAUAAAUCAUCAGACACAACAACUGCGUACAUCAGAAGGCCUUCAGGUGGAACAGGUAUACCAAGACCAAGUUCAGCACCAGUGGACUCAAUAGCGACAAGCACUGCUGAUGCAACGGUUACUUUGCCACUUAGACGUUCAUUAAAAUCACCGGAAGACAAAGAUCAAGACAAGGAGAAUGACAGUAGAAAUGCACAAGCUACCCAAGCUGUUAUUCAGAGGCGACGUAGACCCAAGAGAAGAUCCACUGGAGUCGUUCAUGUGGAUAUGGAUGAAAUUGAUCCUGAUAAACAAGAUACCUCAGCUGGUGGUGAUUACGAGGAGUCAAAAACCAAUCACACUGAAAGUGGCAAUGAACGAUCUGGACGUUCGAGUAGACUUGGAUCAGUGACGUCUUUAUCAUCAGACAUAUCAGUAACUCCGAGCAGUAGAAUAAAGUCAUCAAACUCGGAAAACGGUGAGCUUGAUUAUAAGAAAUUGUGGGAGGAGUCUCAAGCUGAAAACGAAAGGCUCAAGGAAAAAUUACGGCGUUCUGACGAGCAGUUGAAGGAGGUCAGAGGUUCAUUGGAAAAAGUACAGAGUACACAGAGUAAACUCACGCUUUCAGAAGCGGAAAAACGUGAGAGGAGAGCUAUGGAACGAAAGCUCUCGGAAAUGGAGGAAGAACUAAAACAAUUGCAAAAGCUCAAAGCCGAAAAUGAGCGAUUGAAAGCCGAAAAUCGGGCACUUACCCGCGUCGUAUCCAAACUCACCAAUACUACUAAAUAGGUGAUGGAGCAACUGAAGUGCGAAAACCAGAGGCUAAAGGACGAAAACGGCGCACUAAUACGAGUUAUUAGCAAACUUUCUAAAUAGCGCCGACAGAAACUAAGAAAUAAAUUAAUUAAAUGAAUAAACAAAUUAAUUUAAUUAAUUAAUAAAAGAUAUAAUGAAUAAUUGUUAAAUUGUAUUAUUAUUGCUUUAUAAAAUAUUUUAAUUAUUCAACAAUAUUUAAUAACAAUGUUGAUUAUUUUACAUUACAAUUAUAAUUAUAAUUAUUAUUAUCACAAUUGAUAAUAAUAUUUAUCUUCUUUGUGUUUAUAAUUAAUUAUUUAUUGUCAAUCUAAUUGAUUAUCAGUUACGCGUGUGGCUGUGUCUGAUGCAAAAGGCGAUUUAUUAAGAUAAAUAGUUUAUUAAUUUAUCAAAUAAUUAAUUGUUUGUCCACGUCUACGUCACUACACUAGUAAAGGAUUUAAAAAAAGUACAUUUUUUUUAUAUACUUGUUCUAUUAUUUGUAAAAGAUUUAAAUAUUUUACAUUUUAAAUAAUAAAGUUAUUGUCGUAAUUGAUUUAUUUUAUAUUAUCAAUUGUUAAUAAUGUGUAAAGAUUUGAUGUAUUUAUGUAGAUACGUAAUUUUUUUUUUUCAAAUUUAUCGAUUUAUUUGUAAUCAAGUCCAUGGAACAAAAAAUUUUUGAAAAUUGGUACGAGGUAAAGAAAAUUGUAAAUGCGAGGAAAAUGAUGAUUUUUACUUGUGGCCUAAGUAAAAAUUAUUUAAAUCAUAGGAAAAAAAAUAUAUCAUAAAUAAUAUCAUGGAAUUUUCUGAGCUUUUAUAGUUUACUUAAAUAAGUAGCAAUUUUUUCAGAUUUUUUUUUUAAAUUAAUGAAUUAAUUUAUAUACACAAUAAACGUGUUCACAUUUAAUACAGCAAAUAAAAUAUAUUGGCGUUUAAAAAUAAAUAUAUAUAUAUUGUGAUCUUUUAUAAUGCAUUAAGGCCAUGAUAAGCCGUUAAUAAUUAAUUUAUCAACAAACAGUUUACUAUUAAACCUAAAUAAAUAUUUAAUGAAUUAUUUAAUAAAAGUAAAAAUGAAGUAUCAUAAAUUAUAUACAAUACUUAUUUAAUAAAUGUGGAACUCCGUUAUACUAGAGUGGCCUUUAAUAAAAAAUAAAGACUGCAAUUAAUUAUUAAAGAAAAAAAUAAUAAUUACUAUCAUUGCCACCAUACCAUUAGAGGUAACGAAAUAAAAUAUAUAACGAGACAAUAUACAUUUCCAAUGGCCAAUCAUUUGAUAAGAUUUUUAAAAUUCAUCACUAUUUGAUAAAUAAAUUAUAAAAAUAUAUAUCUAAUAUAUUAGACUGUCAAACAAAAUCGAUUAUUUUUUCGAUCCUAUACGGAAAUAUUGUUGUGUGUAACAUAAAAAAAUUGGGUACCAAGUGGCUCUCCAAUUCAAUUGCAAAACGCGCGCUCACUAAAAUAAGAUUUCCCAUUUAAAUAACGCGGGAAAAAUUUUUUUAAAUUUGAAUUUUUGACGGAUCAAUGAAUUAAAUCGACCAUAUCAUUUUUUGUAGAGAAUUAAAAGCUCUACAAAAAAGGUCUCUUAUAAUUUUCUGAUAAAUCUAACCGUUCAAAAGUUACUCGCUUACGAAAAUUAUAAGUUUUUUUCCCAAACUUAAUUUGUAAAAUCUGUAACUUUUGAACCAUGAGAUUAAAAAUUCAGUAAAUAACAUAAUUUGAUUGCAAAAAAAAAUGAUCUACAAUAACGAUCCUAUGACAUUUUGCGAUUAGGUUCAUAGUUUUGCUAGAAGUAAAAACGCGAAAUUUACCAUAAAUUUGAAUCUAAGCUUGAAUAUCUCCUAAACGGUUAGAUUUAUCAAAAAAUCAUAAGAGACCUUUUUUAUAGAGCAUUCAAUUCUCUACAAAAAAAUGUUAUGGUCGUUUGAAUUUAUCGAUCUGUUAGAGAGGUAUAAAUUUUUUCUUUAAAUUGAAAAUCUUAUUUAAGCGAGCGCGCGUUUUGUAAUAGAGUUCAAGAGCCAAAAUUGGUACUCGUUUUUUUAUUAGUUACAUUAACAAUUUUAUUUGUCACAGUCUAAUAUAUACAUGCUUUUAUACAAAUAAAUUUUUACGGCAUUUGUCUACUUGUCUUGUGUGUAAUUUAUUAUUUAAAUAAACUCUGCUGAUAAAACGUGAUAAUAUAAUUACGAUGAGCAGAUUUUUCGCGUAAUGUUUUUUGUAAAUUAUUUAUUGUUAAUUAUAUCAAUGUGUCGAGUCAAAAAAACUAUCAUAAGAAUUAUAAUAAUAAUAAUAAAUAAAUAAAUAAAUGAACUAAAUAAUCGAUGAUCGAUAUAGUAACACCAUUUAGUAGAUAAGAAGUUAAUUAAUGGAAUUGCGUAAUUGUUCAUGUGUUUUAUAUCAUAAAUAAUAGUAUUAAGUGUGUUCAAUGGAUAACGAGCGCAUAAAUAUAUAUUGUUGUCGUACAACGGUUUGCUGAAAUUAAC